AUGCAACCCAUAUAUGAUAUUCAAAUUGGCCAACGCGUUGAUACUGGUAUUGUCUGUAUGUUUAGUGCGCUAACGGAACGAAAGUGGAUAACAACGAAUGUUCGAUUAGAGAAAAUGACAUUAAUUGAUGAUGAUACCACAAAAUCAUAUAUUCGAAAAAUUGGUUCGAAUGGUACCGUAUUUGGUAAUAAAUAUCUUGUGAUUCGUACGGCAAAUGGGCUGAAAAUUUAUGAAAUACAAAAGACAAUAACAUCGUCUGUUAUAAAAAUAUUUUUCUUCUGA
Molecule: messenger RNA, 282 nt
Organism: Didymodactylos carnosus
Lineage: Eukaryota; Metazoa; Rotifera; Eurotatoria; Philodinida; Philodinidae
Source: the annotation of a GenBank genome assembly